Molecule: messenger RNA, 11076 nt
Organism: Stegostoma tigrinum
Lineage: Eukaryota; Metazoa; Chordata; Chondrichthyes; Orectolobiformes; Stegostomatidae
Gene: clasp1a
Product: cytoplasmic linker associated protein 1a
Exons: 44
Coding region: 360-5204 (1614 amino acids)
Biological process (GO): mitotic spindle assembly
Cellular component (GO): cytoplasmic microtubule; spindle microtubule; microtubule organizing center
Molecular function (GO): kinetochore binding; microtubule binding
Source: RefSeq, a predicted model, not a curated record
CCACCUCAGUUAAUAUUUACAACGCCAGUGUCAAUAAUAAUAAUAAUAACAAAUCAUUAACCUUUACCAAAUCAAACAAAGGGGGAAUUCCUGUGAAUAUUGAAUUAUGAGGCUGUCCUUUGUUGCACUCCCCACUUUGCCUGGAUUGCUGCUAUCUUGUUAGGAUUUUGACGCUCCCCCCUCAUCCAGCUGCUCCUGAAAACACACAUGGUGCAUUGUUGUCGUUCCCCAGAUCGUGUCUGUUCAUCAGAACUGUUCAGUAACCUUCAGCAAGCAGAUCUGCGACCUCUAGGAUAAAUAUAAAGUAGUUUCUUUUGCAGACCUAGUGCCCUUGUUUCUGUUGUAGCUGCACAGUAAAAAUGGAGCCUUGCAUGGAGUAUUUCUUGGCACAAGUGCUGCAGAAAGACAUGGGACGUCGGGUGCAAAUUGCUCAGGAGCUGAUAGAGUACAUCACAGAUCGCCAAAAAUCCCAUGAUCUGGAACAGGACCAAUCUAUGCUGGACCGAAUGGUGGAUGGCCUUGCUGCUGGUUGGGUAAACUCCAGUAACUUCAAGGUGGCUUUAUUUGGUAUAGAAAUUUUAUCAACCCUCAUUUCACGUCUUCAGGAUCACUUUAAAACACAUAUUGGUACAGUGUUGCCAAGUCUAAUAGAUAGACUAGGGGAUGCUAAGGAUCCAGUUCGAGAACAAGAUCAAAUCCUUCUGUUAAAAAUUAUGGAGCUAUCAGCUACUCCACAGUACGUCUGGGAGCGAAUGUUAGGAGGGUUUAAACAUAAGAAUUUUCGAACGAGGGAAGGGAUUUGCCUUUGCCUUAUUAGCACAUUAAAUGCUUACGGAGCUCACAGUUUAACUCUGAGCAAAAUUGUACCGCAUAUCUGUAAUUUAUUAGGAGAUCCAAACAGUCAGGUCCGAGAUGCCGCAAUAAAUAGUUUAGUCGAAAUAUAUAAGCAUGUUGGAGAGAGAGUCCGUGCGGAUCUUCAUAAAAAGGGGCUACCACAAUCAAGGUUGAAUGUAAUUUUUGCAAAAUUUGAUGAGGUUCAGAAGUCUGGACAUAUGAUUCUGUCUUCAGCAGCAGAUAAGAAUUUUGAUGAAGAUGAUUCGAUGGAUGGAAAUAGGCCAUCUUCUGCUAGCUCCACGUCUUCAAAAGCUCCAAGUUCACGGCGUACAGUUGGUACCAGUCGUAGACCAGGAUCGUCUGCAGUUGGCUUGAGGACUGGCACAGUCAAAGACGGUGCGGGUGCUGUCGAUGAAGAUGAUUUUAUCCGUGCGUUUGAAGAAGUUCCAACAGUGCAGAUUUUUUCCAACAGAGACCUCGAAGAAUCCUUCAACAAAAUUAGAGAAGUUUUAUCUGAUGAUAAGCAUGAUUGGGAACAGCGAGUAGCUGCGCUCAAAAAAAUCAGGUCUUUAAUGCUAAGUGGAGCGGCAGAAUACGAAUGUUUCUUCCAAAAUCUGCGACUUUUAGAUGGAGCAUUUAAAUUAUCAGCGAAAGAUCUACGAUCACAAGUUGUACGGGAAGCUUGUAUAACAUUGGGGCAUCUCUCAUCUGUUUUGGGAAAUCGUUUUGAUCAUGGUGCAGAAGCUAUAAUGCCAACACUGUUCAAUCUUGUACCUAAUAGUGCCAAAGUCAUAGCAACAUCUGGUAUAGCAGCUAUAAGAUUAAUUAUUCGACAUACACACUUCCAUCGAUUAAUACCUAUUAUCUCGAGCAAUUGUGCAUCGAAAUCUGUGGCAGUGCGGAGGCGUUCAUUUGAAUUUUUGGAUCGGCUGCUUCUGGAAUGGCAAACACACUCGCUAGAAAAACAUGUAACACUUUUGGCUGAAACAAUAAAGAAAGGGAUCCAUGACGCAGAUUCUGAAGCAAGACUGGAAGCUCGAAAAGUAUAUUGGGAUUUUCACAGUCACUUCAGUAGAGAAGCUGAAAUAUUGUUUAAUUCAUUGGAACCUGCCUAUCAGAAACCUCUCCAGUCUCAUUUGAAAAACUCAGACAGCAUUGUUUCCUUGCCACAAUCGGAUCGCUCAUCAUCCAGCUCACAAGAAAGCCUAAAUCGCCCCCUGUCUACAAAGCGCAGUCCUACUGGAAGCACUGUAUCACGAGCUUCAACAGUUAGCGUGAAGCCCGUGUCUAACACUGGAUCCCUGCAACGUUCUCGCAGUGAUAUUGAUGUGAAUGCAGCUGCUAAUGCCAAGUCACGCUUGACUGCUACUCCAAGUAAUACACCUGGACAUUUCAGCUCAGCGGCAGCCCUACCUCCAGGGUCCUACGCUUCACUAGAUGGCACAUCCACUAAAGCUGAGGGGGUUUCUACAAAGAAGGAUGGUCGAGUGCGCUCUAGACGUCAGAGCGCUGGGAGUACCACCAGUGUAGCCAGUACACCCUCUGAUACCAGAGGCCGAAGCCGAGCUAAAGUAGUAUCUCAGUCCCAACGAUCCAGAUCAGCUAAUCCUGCAGGCGCCGGAAGCAGAUCCAGUUCGCCUGGAAAACUUCUUAGUAGCACGUACUCCGGCAUGAGUAGUGGACCGCAGAGGGUAUCUGUUGCACCUCAAACAUCUGAAAAACGCAGCAAAAUCCCUCGCAGCCAGGGGUGCAGUCGGGAAGCCAGCCCCAACAGAUUGGGCUUGGCACGGAGCAGCCGUAUCCCUCGACCAAGUAUGAGUCAGGGAUGCAGCCGCGAUACGAGCCGUGAGAGCAGUCGAGAUACAAGCCCUGUUAGAGGCUUUGCUUCACUUGCUUCUCGCCGGCACUCAAGGUCCACCAGUGCACUCUCCACUGCUGAUUCAGUUGGGCAGCCAGAUCGAUAUGGGCUUGGACAAGCUGGUCGAUUGCCUCCUACAGUAAAUGCCAUGAGGGUUCUCAACACAAGCACAGAGGUGGAGGCUGCUGUUGCAGAUGCCUUGCUAUUAGGAGACUCCAGGACUAAGAAAAAACCCGUGAGGAGGCGAUAUGAACCAUACGGAAUGUACUCUGAUGAUGAUGCAAACAGUGAUGCAUCUAGUGCUUGUUCAGAGCGGUCAUAUGGCUCCAGAAAUGGAGGCAUUCCACACUACCUGCGCCAAACAGAGGAUGUGGCUGAGGUCUUAAACCAUUGUGCUAGUUCAAACUGGUCUGAGAGAAAAGAAGGACUUGUCGGCCUUCAAAAUCUUUUGAAAAGUCAGAGAACAUUAAGCCGAGUUGAACUGAAGCGGUUAUGUGAGAUUUUCACUCGGAUGUUUGCAGAUCCACAUAGCAAGGUAUUCAGCAUGUUUUUGGAAACUUUAGUUGAUUUCAUCAUCAUCCACAAAGAGGACCUCCAGGAUUGGCUGUUUGUGCUCCUGACUCAGCUUUUAAAGAAGAUGGGGGCCGAUUUAUUAGGUUCUGUACAGGCCAAGGUUCAGAAGGCACUGGAUGUCACCAGAGAGUCCUUCCCAUUUGACCAGCAAUUCAAUAUUCUUAUGCGUUUUAUUGUGGAUCAAACACAAACGCCUAACCUCAAGGUUAAAGUUGCAAUCUUGAAGUACAUUGAGAGGCUAGCAAGGCAGAUGGACCCAGCCGAUUUUGUUAAUUCCAGUGAGACCCGUCUUGCUGUUUCCAGAAUCAUAACCUGGACAACUGAACCAAAGAGCUCUGAUGUGAGAAAGACUGUGCAUAGUUGGUUGAGUGAUGAGGUGUUGGCCAGGUCCUGUUCGAGUACCUCUGGGCCUGGUGAAAUUGGCCUGGAAGAAAAGUGUAAACAGGCUGCACAGGUCGUGCUGAUUUCCCUGUUUGAGCUGAACACUCCUGAGUUCACUAUGUUACUUGGUGCCUUGCCAAAAACAUUCCAAGAUGGUGCCACCAAGCUCCUUCACAAUCACUUGAAGAACUCUAGCAACACUAGUGUGAGUUCACCCAGCAACACAAUGGGACGCACACCUUCACGACACUCCAGCCGAACAAGCCCUCUUACAUCUCCGACGAAUUGUUCACAUGGUGGUCUUUCCCCAAGUCGAUACUGGGGUUGGAGUGCAGAUGGGCUGUCAAAGCAUCCCCCCACCCCUUCUCAGCCUCACUCCAUCCCCACAGUUCCUACCCACAAGACCUUCCGGCGUUCUUACUCGCCCAGCAUGUUGGACUAUGACACAGAAAACCUUAACUCCGAUGAAAUUUAUAGUUCUCUUCGUGGGGUCACACAAGCUAUCCAGAACUUCAGUUUCCGUAGUCAAGAGGAUUUAAAUGAACCAAUUAAACGCGAUGGAAAGAAAGACUGCGAUGGUGUAUCAAGGGAUGGAGGAAUUGCAUCUCCAUCUUCUGACAUCCGUGGAGGUGGUGAGCCUGUAGAAGGAGGAAGAACUGCGCUUGACAACAAAACAUCUUUACUUAACACUCCAGCACCCCGCUCUUUCUCUGGACCUCGCACUAGAGAAUACAACCCAUAUAAUUAUUCAGAUACGAUCAAUGUGUUUGACAAGACAGCACUCAAAGAAGCAAUGUUUGAUGAUGAUAUGGAACAAUUUCGUGAUGUUCCUAUUGAUCAUUCAGAUUUGGUUGCUGACCUUCUGAAAGAACUUUCCAACCACAAUGAGCGAGUUGAAGAACGGAAGGCAGCGCUACUGGAACUUCUGAAAAUAACCAGAGAGGAUACCCUGGGGGUGUGGGAUGAGCACUUCAAGACUAUUCUGCUUUUGCUUCUGGAAACCCUAGGUGACAAAGAUCAUUCCAUUAGAGCAUUAGCCUUAAGAGUUCUACGGGAAAUUCUACGUAAUCAACCGGCAAGGUUUAAAAACUACGCUGAAUUAACAAUAAUGAAAACACUAGAAGCACACAAAGAUUCCCACAAAGAGGUGGUAAGAGCUGCUGAAGAAGCUGCUUCCACAUUGGCGAGUUCCAUCCAUCCUGAACAGUGUAUUAAAGUGCUAUGCCCCAUCAUCCAGACUGCUGACUAUCCCAUCAAUUUAGCUGCCAUUAAAAUGCAAACAAAAGUGACAGAGCGGAUCUCCAAGGAGUCUUUGCAUCAGCUUCUUCCAGAUAUCAUCCCAGGACUGCUUCAGGGCUAUGACAACACAGAAAGCAGUGUGCGUAAAGCAAGUGUAUUCUGCUUGGUGGCAAUUUAUUCUGUAAUUGGAGAGGAGCUGAAACCUUACCUUGCACAGCUCACAGGAAGUAAGAUGAAAUUACUGAACUUAUACAUAAAAAGAGCCCAGACAACAAACAGCAACAGUAGCUCAUCGUCAGAUGUGUCAAGUCAUAGUUAACGGAUGGCAAUCAUGCUUAUUUAGAUGGAUGAAGCCGUGCCUCUUCAGAGACCUGUCUGUUCAGAUUUUGAAAUCCACGUGCCCUUGGAGUGAAAAAUUGCUGCACAUCAGUGUUUGUUCUUAAGUAAUAUAUGCAGUUGCUUAGCUUUAAUCUUACAGCUGUUACUUGAUCAUAAUGUGAUGCCUGUUUAAUCUGUGACCUAGAAUAAAAGAAGGCCUGUAGUGAGUCAUUGACAGUCCAGUGCUGACAUCAAGUUUAAGCAGCAAGUGAAGGUCAGGUUACUGUCAUCUUUAAACCUGGAGUAUAUGAAGUACUUACAUGAGUAUUAUUCCACAUGGUGUAAUUUUAAGUAUUAUACAUAAAAUAUUUGCGGUUAAAUUACACUAGAAAUGACAUUGCUAAACUUUUUCUUAGCAGCUAAUAGUUUAGACAUGUCAAGUUCAUGCUCAGCCAAAUGAUAUCUCACUGGACUGGACUAUUAUUACUGCAGAAGACUGAAGCAACUUUUCACUGCUGCUGCCAGUAUUUAACACUUUUAGAUGGAUGCAAUUUAAAACCUAACAAUUGAAGAUUUGCAUGGCAGCACUAAAAAGGCAUGAUCCUCCUUUUGUGGGAACUAACACUGCAGUUUGGUAAGGACUAGUUACUGUGUUAUGGAAUUUCUUUUUUAAAACUAUUGUACUACUUUCUCACAAUCAGUUCGACUCUCCUUCCCCAUGCCUGGAUAAUUGCCACCUCCUAUUUGGAAAUGCAGAAGGAAGCUUGUUGUAUAUCCCUGCCUUUGAAAUGGGUGCUUCUCAUCCUUGUCUUAGCAAGAAUUGAGAAAAUCAUUUAAUUAAUGCACCCAAGAUAAUAUCAGCCUGAAAAUGAAAUCUUGAUCUGUGGUUCUGUUUAUGACUACCCUUCAGAAUUUUGGAAACACCCAUUUAUCUUGCAAUAUUAGAAUCUGUGACGGAACGUACAAACCACUAAAUUUCUGAAUCUAAUUUAAGUCUAAUAUGGAAUUUAGUAGAUCUAUGUUACCGUUUCUUUAAAUGAAUUGGAGUGAAGUCGGGAAGAAAAGCUGAAAUGAUCAUGCAAAGUUCAUCAUUGCAGUUUAGUUUCCAAUUUGGCUGCUUGAGUUAUGAUCUGCUGAAGGUGAUGAUCUGUCACAUUACAAUUUUUACAUUCUGCGGUGGUGGAAAUAAUUCCAUAGGAUUGGUAUAAGUCACCUGUCUGCAAUUAUUCUUGUCCCCCCAUGUUGUAGGAGUAUGCAAACUGUGCAGUAGUAAUACAUAAUUGCUUAAAAACUUGAAUGUCAACAGCGUUCCCUAUCUGCAUCUUUCUGGUCACCAUCUUUGGUUAUGAUUGUCCCAUCUUCUUAAAAUUUGUAUGCUCUGAUGCUCUUUGUUUUUCCAGUCCUGCGUUUUGUGGACUUUGCCACAUGAAGUUUCUUCAUCAGUUGUAUCUCACUUUUUGUUAUUUCCCAGAAAUGUUUAUGCCAGUUUUGAAUCAGUUGUGGGAAACUUUUCUUUUUCUCUAUUCAGUCAUGAAUUGUACUUUAAUUUUCCUUUAAUUCAGUAGUGCCUGAAUUCUAACAUUUGAAGAAAGGAUAAUGAUCAAAAGAUUUCCAUUGUUCAAGCUGAAAUGCCUUGAGCAAAAUCCCUUUCUUAAAAGCUCAAGUUGUAUAACAGAGACAGACUUGAGUAUUGCUUGAAAAAAGACAAGUUAUUACAAUUUCUGGUCUUGCACUCAUGCUGUAUUAUCCUGUACUGUUGAAUGCAAGGGGAAAAGCAUUUCUUAGCAAUGUUCAUGUUCUAUACGACCAAGCGACUGAAAUAGAACUUCGCAUGCUCAGUCACCUAACAAUGACAAAAUCAACAAAAACCACUGAGGGAUCGGAACGACCGAGUAUCAUCAUCUGUGGCCAUGUUUGUUUCUGCAUUGUUUUUGAGGUUGACAUCAGGUUUCUUUUAAGGAGAAGAAUAUUUAUCUAGAGCAAAGAACUGCCCACUGGAGGAUGGUGACUUGAUGGUGAUGUUCAGGAGGUAUGGGUCCAAAUUCUACCUCAGCAACUUGAUUCUUUCAUAGGAAGUUUCACUUUCUGGCAGGGCCAAGAUUUGUUGCCGGCCCCUAAUCUGAAUACUUGGUACACCAUUUCAGAGGUUAGCUAAGAGUGAACUAUAUUAAUGUAGACUUUGGCCAGUCUGACCUACAUUUGGCACUAAGAUGGCACAUUUUCUUCCCGAAGGAUAUUAGUGAGCUAGCUGGGAUUUUAUGAUGAUAGUUACGGUGUUCACCAUUAUUAGGCUAGCUUUGUAUUCCAAAUGUUAGUAACUGAGGUUAACUUCAAAUCAACUGCUUUUAUACAGUUUGAAUCCAUGUCCUCCUGGGAGUUAUCCUGGACCUCUGAAUUACGAGGUGUUGUAUUACUACAGUGCCGUCAUCUGAAAUAUAUAAAGUUAGCUGUAGUAAAGAGUGAUCAUCAAAAUAUCAUUGUCAUUAAAGCCUAUCUUAUUCACUACUGCCAUUUAGGAAAGUAAAUCUGCCAUUCUUGCCUUGUUUGCCCAAUAAUUGACGCCAGAUCUGCUGCAUUAUAGUUAACUCUAAUUGCCCUCUGAAAUGACCUCGCAAAUCGCUCAGUUCAAGUGCAUUUAGGGAGGUUAACAAAUGAUGGUCUUGCCAGCGACAUUCACUUCCCAUGAAAAACGAUGCUGUGACCACACCACCAGAUCGUAUGCUGGUAUCUUUUCCUUUUUUAACUUGAGGUAAAAAAGGCCAUAGGAAGAUUUCUUCCAGGAAAUAAAGUCCAAAGCAUUCCUGUUCCGAAGUAAUGUUUAACCUGUUGGUUAGUUGGCUUUUAAAUUUCAGUCAGAGGGUUGGUCAACAUCCUGUAGAAUACAUGGAAAAAUCAGACAAUCAUGUGAGUAACUACCCAAAACACUUCUGAUUUGAACUUGCCUUCAAAGAAAUAAUGCAAUUUGGUAGGAGAGCUGUACUCAGAUCUAGGUCUCUGCAUGUGAUCUUUCUAUCUCCUUAAAUUGUAGAAUUGCUUCCGGAAGUGGAGUAACUGUUACCACCCUCACAUUGUAACGUUGUUACUCUCCUCCAUUCCCUGAUUACCAACUUCUCCAGUGUGUCUAACAUUUUGAUGUAGAUACUUAUUUGGGAGUUUUGGGUAUUAAUGUGAUAUUUAAAUUAGUAAUUGUAUUUUUAAACAUUUUCAUGUUAUUUUGAGUUUUAAAUAUUCUGUUGACCUUCAUUCUAGUUGAAAUUUCAGCUCCCUCUAAUGUCAAAUAAUUUCUUAAAUUUUUUUCCAUUUUACAGUCCACUCAUUUAUUUGCCCUCACCCUCCCCCACUUGAGUGGAGUCCGUGUGAUUCCUUCCAGGAUGCACAAAUACGCAUACACACACACACUCUCUCUCCUGGAUGCUUUGUUGAGGGAGAAAAAAGCUAAAGUUGGUCACCUGGGGGAGCUGUUGUAGGAUGCAAAUGUUACAUUAGUUUGUUCAGGAUGUUGUCCUUGCAAGUUUCCUUCACAUAUUUUACUCUGUAGUAAGUAGAAGUUAAGUUUGAUUUUUAAUGUGAUUCAGCUUACAGUUGGUUGUCCCAGGUACUAUCACUUGCCUUCCAUAUGUUUCAUAUGGCAUAAGUAUCAGCAGCAUUAGCUAAGUGCGACAGCGAAACUCACCAAGUAAACUUGAUAUUCCAAAUAAUUUCUAAAAUUAGGUUGGACUAAAGUUAUCUGGCCCCAAAUUGACUGGUUUAUCCUGUUGUGUACCAACAUUGGAAACCUACUGGAUAUUUUUAUGUGAAGUGUUCAUCAUGAUCCUUUUUUUUAAAUUUGUUUAUUGUAUUUUAUGUUUGUGUACCAUUUAUAAAAUGAAAUAAUCCAAAUGUUUUUAGUUAUUUUUCUUGGAAUUAAAGGCAUGGUUGUACUGCUACAUGCAACCAAUUGUUUCAUCUUUUCAUUUACUUUGUAAAACAGUUUGAAAUGUGAAUGAGCUUUUUUGAACUCAGUGAGCUUAGCACUGUGGCUGACAUCUGCUCAGAUUCAAAAGUGAUCAGUGCAGUAAAUGUACAGCUGGUGAAAAGAUAAUUCCGUGAUUUCUCAACUUUGUGACUUCUAUGCCUUCAAAUUGUGGAGUUUUGUAUUCUAUUCCUUACAAUGCAAUUAAUUUUACAAGACUACUUUAAUUGUACGGCUGGUGUACAAAAUUAAGAAUACCCUCUUGCGCACUAGAAAUGUAACGAAACUUAGUGUUAAAUGCACUCUCCUCCUGGAUUUGUGUGAUAUUUGUUAAAUUCAUGCCUGCACUGUUGGGACCAAAAACCCCAAUUGGAGAAGACAAUUUGGAGCCAUUAUGCUCCAGCAUUUUUUUUAUUUUUUAAGAUUAGACAGCUGUAUGUUUAAUGAAUCAUGUUUCAAAAAUGUGGCUUUAAAGAAGGCAUAAAUUGUCCAUUAUGGUGACUGGCAAGACAUGUGCUCAACACUGGCAGAUUUUGAUUUGAAAAUAAAUGCCCUUUAUAGCAAAUGGAUUUAUCAGAUGUAACUCAAGAUCACAACUAUUUUCAGUAUCCAUUUUGUUGAAUAUGGUUUGGCAUGUUAACUUUCAAAAACACUUAAUAUCUCUGUUUUAAGGUAUAUACAUCAUUGCAAUGUUCAUUAAGCUAUUUUAAGCUGUAUAUACUGUGAUUAAAGGAUAAUUAAGCAAUCUGAAGCUGACUCUAUACUUGGAGGAUGUUUGAUUGUUGUAUGCUAUGCUCUUUCCUCCUCUCAUGUUUUCUCAGACCCCUGCCUCACCCCUCCCAUAUUUCCCUGCUACAAAUCCUCUGAAUUCCUAACAUGACAAUAAUGGGCCUUCUUUUAUUCCUUUCAACUUUUGUGCUAUAGGCAGGUAAAUGAUUGGAUGUGUGAUUUCUUUUGUUUCUGUGAAGAGGAAAGGAUUGCUGCUGUUGUAAUUUUCUUGAACUAUUGGAUGUAUAGGAAAGGACCUCAACUAAUUUUCAAAAUGGCUGCUUUCCCAAACUAUCUAGUACAAUCUACUCUGCCAUGUUUGACUUACGAACAAAAAGUUCUGUAUUGUUUUGCUAGAACUGACUGAAAUUUCACACCUCAAAAGUCGGCCUGCAUGUUGCAGCAGUAUCGCCUUUGCCAUUCAUCCAUCGGCUGCACGAAUGGUCUAGGCAUGGACGACCGAAAUUAUACAAUCCUAGUGUUUUUACUUGUUUAGUCCUAUGGCGGUGUUCUGUUUUGAGGCAUGUGGCUUUUUUUUUAAAAGGUACACUAUGUGUGCUCGCCUUGAACUUAAACUAACUGCAGAAACAAAACUGAUGCCAAGAGUUUUUUUUUGUCAUCUGUUUUAUGACAGCAUACUAACUUAACAGCUUACAGAGACUGUGGAUAAGUAAUGUACAUCACUGUCACAAGAAUGCCCUUCCUUUGAUAUAUAAUCAAGCUUACUGUUUAAUGAGGGAUGGAAGCCAAGUUUUUUAGACGUUACCAGAACUUUGCUAAACUAGUUUAAAAUGAAAAUAUUGGAGACACAUCAAUCAUCAGAAUGGUUCCCAGCAGAGUGUUCAUUGCGCAUGUACCUUUUUUCUUGCUUUUGUCAUAUAAUAUCCAUAUCGGUAUUUAUAUUAUUUUUCAUCUGUGUGUAUUUGGCAACUGUACAGAUAACUACAUGGGUUUUGUUAACUUUCACCUGUUGAUAGAAUUUGCUAAAGAAAAGCAACAAAGUAAAACUUUUAAGUUUGCUGUAGAAUAAAACCCUACAUGAAGAGUUUGACAACUGUUAAGCCUUUUCAUUUGUUCAUGAAAAAUGCACCUUGAAAUCAAUAUUUCUUUUAGGCACUUGUACAGGGAAUAAACAAUAAAGAUUCAAAGGAGA